Messenger RNA from Volvox carteri f. nagariensis, 835 nucleotides. RefSeq lists its product as uncharacterized. The coding region runs from base 119 to 484 and encodes 121 amino acids. The transcript is spliced from 5 exons. NCBI's taxonomy places the organism in Eukaryota, Viridiplantae, Chlorophyta, Chlorophyceae, Chlamydomonadales, Volvocaceae. The record is from RefSeq and is a predicted model, not a curated record.
CACAGCUUGGUUCCUGUUGAAAGGCCAAAAACCAGUUCUCCUGCUUCGCACAGGAGUUAUUGGACAGGGUAAACUUCAAACGCACAGUUGCGUCUGUCUAUUUAGGAGCUGCUCAGGAAUGGCAGGUUACCCGCCCCCACCCGGCUACGAUCCAAGCAAGGCAGUGCCUGGCUACCCCGCCCCUGAUCCCUAUGCGGCACAAGGCUAUGGACCGCCACCUGUUCACGGCUACGGGGCACCACCGCCAGGCUACAUGCCGCCUCCACCAGGAUAUCCGACCGGUCCCUACGGGCCGCCACCACCCGGCUAUCCCGCUGGUUACCCGCCGCCACCACCGCCGGGCGUGUAUGCACAGCCGGUGUAUGUGCAGGGACCUGAUCCCCACCACCACCAUCAUCAUCACCAGCAAGACAACAGCGCAAAAUGGUGCUGCGGUUUGGGUGCAUUGGCUGCGUUGUGCUGCUGCUGCCUAAUGUUGGACUGAGGACAGGGGAGGUGAAGGAGCUGUCGGGGGUUUAGGGUUGAAGGUGUCCAUAUAUCUGCGCGGUACGGUGAUUAGAACGACGGUGCUUAGAAGCUGGUGGGGCAAAUAGUACAUGUGAGGCAAUGUCAGCUGGGGCCUGGUUCGUGUUUUUUCAGGCCGUGGGUCCGUGUACGAUCUGCAUCAGCACUGCAUAACAUUAGGCUUUUCGCACGCUCCUGGCUUGGUCCUAAGGGGUUGCUUGGUUGGGAAGACGCCAUGUGCGCGGGCGGGGUGGUGGCGGUGGGAGAAAUCAUUGCAAGGAAAUCAGAACUGCCGGCGUCCAAAGUCCGAAGCUGCGGGGGCCCGGGCUUG